CGUAUACAACGAGGAGGGUUUCAUUAUUUAAAGACUCGUGGCUCUUCUUCCCCUUGUCUGCUGUUCGACUUGCAGAAGCAAAAACCCUACUUUUCUGGUCCGAAAAUGUCUGCAGCCCCAUCUCAGGACGAGGAUAAGAAGCCGACGGACCAGUCGGCUCACAUCAAUCUCAAGGUCAAGGGCCAGGAUGGGAAUGAAGUAUUUUUCAGGAUUAAACGUAGCACCCAACUUCGGAAGCUCAUGAAUGCAUAUUGUGAUCGACAAUCGGUUGAUCUCAACUCCAUUGCAUUCUUGUUUGAUGGCCGGCGCCUUCGUGGAGAGCAGACGCCAGAUGAACUUGAAAUGGAGGAUGGUGAUGAAAUUGACGCAAUGCUGCACCAGACUGGAGGUGGUUGUGGAGGCCCUUAGGCUAAGCAUUUGAUUUUUGUUCCAUGUACUAAGACUUAAAUGUAAAGAAAAGAAAUAUGGUUGAUCCGAUCUUGGGCUUGAGAAAUCAAAUGAUAAUGGUAUCUUCAUCCGGCUUUUAAAACAGGUUAUGUCCUACGGACAUUGAUGGUCCUUUUUUUGCUGGAUUUGAAUAGUAUUGGAUAUAAACAUAAUACUUAAAACUAUUUUUGUGUUUUUAUUUUAUA
Molecule: messenger RNA, 632 nt
Organism: Nelumbo nucifera (sacred lotus)
Lineage: Eukaryota; Viridiplantae; Streptophyta; Magnoliopsida; Proteales; Nelumbonaceae
Product: small ubiquitin-related modifier 1-like
Molecular function (GO): protein binding
Source: RefSeq, a predicted model, not a curated record